Molecule: messenger RNA, 971 nt
Organism: Lates calcarifer (barramundi perch)
Lineage: Eukaryota; Metazoa; Chordata; Actinopteri; Centropomidae
Product: immunoglobulin kappa light chain
Exons: 3
Coding region: 15-854 (279 amino acids)
Biological process (GO): response to bacterium
Source: RefSeq, a predicted model, not a curated record
CCAAGACCUCAGAGAUGAUGCACCUGUAUAUGAUCCUCUGUGGAGUAUUUCAUCUGUCAGCUGUGAUCCACUCGGCAACAGUCAAACAAGACACUGGUGUUGUAUCAGCCAGUGUUGGGGACAAUGUGACUUUACGUUGCUUCUAUGACAGCCAAGUGGCCAUGCACUUCUCCUGGUAUCGACAGACCUUAGGAGGCAGACCUGAACUCAUGUCUACUAUUUACAAGUACGAUCAACCAUCCAAAGUCUUCCACUGGUUGGAGAAGAACCCUCGUUUCUCUGUGCACAGGGAGCAAGGGAUGAAUCAUUUACACAUCGCUGACAUUCACCUCUCCGAUUCAGCUACUUAUUUCUGUGGAAGCUCACACUCCAACAUGUUGGAAUUUGGAGAGGGGGUCUUUCUAAGUGUCGAAGAAUCCAGACUCCAGGAAAUUAUCCAAGGGCCAGCAUCUGAGACCAUCCAGCCAGGAGGCUCUGUGACUUUCAACUGUACAGUGAACACGGGGACCUGUGAUAGAGAACGCAGUGUUUACUGGUUCAGGCAUGGAUCUCGUCAUGGAAUCAUUCACACACACGGGGAUCAGUGUACACGUGUCUCCACACCAGGGGUUCCUUCACAGGGCUGUGUGUACCACUUGCAGAGGACGAACCUGAGCGCCUCUGAUGGUGGGACCUACUACUGUGCUGUGGCCUCCUGUGGGGAGAUACUGUUUGGUAAUGGAAGCAAGCUGCUCAUUACAGAUGAUGAGGACCAAAAACUAAGAAUAUUAGUUUGGCUCUCCAUCAUUAGAGCUGGGAUUCUCUUCUUCUUUCUAGCCGUUUGUCUCUUGAUGUACAUCACUAAAAGAAAGUGAAGUCCUUAACACUCAGUUUAACUCUCUUUGUUUAAAAUAUUAUCUCAUCUUAAUACUUCUGUUACAGUUCAAAAGUAUCAUACAAGUGAAAUGCCACUGGUAGAUACAGAUGAUUUA